Molecule: messenger RNA, 1169 nt
Organism: Setaria italica (foxtail millet)
Lineage: Eukaryota; Viridiplantae; Streptophyta; Magnoliopsida; Poales; Poaceae
Product: protein COFACTOR ASSEMBLY OF COMPLEX C SUBUNIT B CCB1, chloroplastic
Exons: 4
Coding region: 16-777 (253 amino acids)
Source: RefSeq, a predicted model, not a curated record
AUCCCCCAGCCGAAAAUGGACGCCACCACCGCCGCGGCCGCGAGGCGCCUCCCCCUCCCGCUCCGCGCGGCGCCGCCGCCGCGGUGCGCGGUCUCCGCGCGCUCCCGGCGAAGAUCCGGGCCCGGGCGACGGGUCCGGGCCUCCCCGGCCCGCGCGUCGCUCGACCGCGCCGCGGUCCUGCUCGACGCCGCGGCGGUGGUGGCGGGCGGCGGGACCGGGUACUCGCAGGCGAGCUACUACACGUCGCUGGGGCUCUUCGUGCUCUCCGUGCCGGGGCUGUGGUCGCUCAUCAAGCGCUCCGUCAAGUCCAAGAUUGUGCAAAAGACAUUUGUCAAAGAGGGAGCGCAGUCGAUGGCGCCAAAUCAGGUGGCUGGAGAGAUCCUGUCGUUCUUCACCCGCAACAAUUUCACUGUCUCAGACCGCGGUGAGGUUAUCACCUUUGAGGGCACGAUGGUACCAAGCAGAGGACAAGCGGCGUUGCUGACCUUCUGCACCUGCAUUAGCCUCGGGAGCGUUGGGCUUGUUCUAUCAAUCGCUGUCCCAGAAGGUGGCAACAACUGGUUCUGGCUUAUGACCCUAAGCCCCUUGGCGGGAGUGUACUACUGGACAAAAGCGUCAAGGAAAGAAGAGAUCAAGGUCAAGAUGAUCCUGUCCGAUGAUGGGAAUGUAUCUGAGAUCCUUGUGCAAGGUGACGAUGUCCAAGUUGAACAGAUGAGGAAGGAACUCAAAUUUAGCGAAAAGGGGAUGAUAUAUGUGAAGGGCAUCUUUGAAACAUGAUAACCAGGAGUAUGAUUUCUGGAACCAUAAAUUGGUGACUAAUCUUUGCCGUGGUGUGAACAGCGAAAACCAGGUGAGGGGAUGCAUAUUCGACGGGCAAAUCUGUACCUUGGCUUAUAGAAAAGAACUGAUCUUCGUACAGGAUUUGAUUGUUAUGAGUGUUGCAAAUGUGAGGAUGGUUAAUGUAUAAACUUAACAUUGUAAAAAAGUUGUGGAGAAACACGUUUUUGAGAAUGAAAAUAAUAGUCCUUUUAGGGGAGAAAGAAUUAACUGGAAAUGUGGCUGCAACUUAAAAGUCACACGAUCUCCAGUUUCGAGCUUGCUCUUCAUGUUGUAGUGGGGAGGGUGGUAUGUCAUCCAAUUGCUACCUGAUACUUGGGUGUUGACUUCAA